Folsomia candida is the source of this 2581-nucleotide messenger RNA. Its product is annotated as sodium-dependent phosphate transport protein 2B. Bases 424 to 2391 code for a protein of 655 amino acids. Gene Ontology annotation, biological process: sodium-dependent phosphate transport. The record is from RefSeq and is a predicted model, not a curated record. Lineage: Eukaryota; Metazoa; Arthropoda; Collembola; Entomobryomorpha; Isotomidae. The transcript has 6 exons. Gene Ontology annotation, molecular function: sodium:phosphate symporter activity. Gene Ontology annotation, cellular component: membrane.
CCUCCUUCAUUCACACGCUCAGAAAGCUUUCCGUUGCUACAUACCACGUUUUCCAGAAAACCCUUUCCAUUAAAGUUAAAUUUCUUAACUUUAAAAUUCUGCAUUUAAAAUAAUGUCUAAUUUUUUAAUUUUCUCUAAUCAAACUAAAUACUUUUUUAACUAUCUCAGAAACGCUGUUUUAUAGCAGCACUGCAGCCGUCUGCAGUUGAGGCAGGGAAAAACGAGAGAAACAAAGACAUACAUACAUAAUUAAUUAACGCAGUUUUCCAGUUAAACUUUUUUGUACAACUUAUUUCAAUAUUUCAUUUAUUGACUAUUUAUUUUUUAAUCCACCGUAAAUAAUAACAUAAACCACAGCAAGCAAUACGUGUUCAACAGUAAACAUAACAAAGACUUCCAAGAACAUCGAAUAAAUAAACGAAGAUGGGCAGCGCAGGAACGCCUUCGUCAACAAAAAUUGAGGUUGGGAACCAUGAAAAGGAUCAUAACGACAUGCUGACAGCCGGACUUGAUUACCCGACUGCACUGGUGAUUGAGAAUGCACCGCCAACAAAUGGGAAACACCAGCCUUCGACGACCUCCUCCACCCUCGACCCAUGGAGCAUCGCGUCCCCGCAAACCUUUGGCGCACCCUGGAACGAACUGACCCCCGCGGAAAAGAGAAAAAGAGUGGUCAUCGGAGUGCUAAAAGCGAUCGGUCUCAUGUGUCUCCUUUAUUUCUUCGUCUGCUCUCUCGACCUGCUUUCGCUUGGCUUCCGGAUCGUGGGGGGUCGCACGACUGGGGACAUUUUCAGGGAUUCGCCUGCUUUAAAAAACCCUGUCGUAGGAGUCAUGGUGGGCAUUUUAACAACUGUGAUGGUCCAAUCCUCGUCGACAUCUACAUCCAUCAUCGUUUCGAUGGUGUCUGCCUCGUUUCUUGACGUCAAGCAAGCUAUCCCUAUCAUCAUGGGGGCCAACAUCGGCACUUCGAUCACGAAUACGAUCGUCUCUUUGACCCAGGCAGGGGAUAGGAAUCAAUUUAGACGUGCCUUUGCUGGAGCCACGGUGCAUGACAUGUUCAACUGGUUGACAGUUAUUACAUUGUUAAUUGUGGAAGUGACUACGAAUUAUCUGUACCACGUCACGACUGCUAUCAUGGACUCGCUCAUCCCCACAAACAGUUCUGGUGGGGGAGAAAUUGAACUGCUAGGAAAAAUUACAAAGCCAUUCGUCAAUCUAAUCGUACAAAUCGAUAAGGAAGUUCUGGAGUGUUGGGCCAAACCAGACUGUACAAAGCAUGAAAAUUCUUCCCUCAUCAAGGAUCUGUGCAAGGUGAAGAAAUCGUCUUCCAAACAAGCCCCCAUGGUAUCUUCAUACAUGGAAGAUUUCCAAGCAAAAGCGGCAGCCGCAUCAUUUCCACUGUUUCAAGAUGUCGAAACGACAACAGCCCUGCCGUCCGGCAAAGAACCUUGUUCUUUUCUGUUUCACGGAACGUCACUUUCCGACGCAGCCGCUGGUGCCAUCAUUUUGGUCGUGUCGCUCGUUGUCCUCUGCCUGUGUCUCAUCCUAAUUGUGAAAAUCCUCAACUCUGUCCUUCAAGGGCAGAUUGCGCUCAUCAUCAAGAAAACACUUAACGCUAAAAUUCCUUAUGUUCCUUGGAUUACGGGAUACAUUGCAAUUUUGGUUGGAGCAGUUAUGACAUUUUUGGUUCAGUCCAGUUCCGUUUUCACCUCUGCCUUAACGCCCCUCGUGGGGUUGGGUGUUCUCACCGUGGAAAGGGUGUACCCACUCACACUUGGUUCCAAUAUCGGCACGACAACGACGGCGCUAUUGGCAUCAAUGGCUGUGGAAGGGGACACAUUCAAGCCUUCGAUGCAAAUAGCUCUUUGUCAUCUCCUUUUCAAUGUAACCGGCAUUCUCAUCUUUUACCCCAUCCCUUUUCUAAGAUGGCCGAUCGCAAUGUCGAAAUUUUUGGGAGAUACGACCGCAAAAUAUAGAUGGUUCGCUAUCGUGUAUAUGGUUGCAAUGUUCGUAUUCCUUCCCGGGGUCUUCAUGGGAUUAUCAUUUGCUGGGACGGCGUACGUCAUUGUCGCUGCGGGAUUUAUUGUCUCCAUUUUUCUCUUCGUAUUAUUAGUGAAUCUCCUCCGAGCUAAGAGGCCGAGUCUUUUGCCCGGAUUCUUGUUAAGUUGGAAAUGGUUACCCAUCUGGUUCCGUAGUUUAGCCCCAUAUGACGCUAUUUUUACACAAUUCGCUUGUUGUAAAAAAUUGAAAGAAAAGAACGUGGACCCGAGUAGGAAUAAUCGUGACACCGAGUUGACCAUGUCUGACGAGAAGGUGGACAGGAGGGGGGUUGGCGAAAACAAUAGUCAUGCAACAGGUGGGAAUGUUAAUCUCGCCUUUUCUUCAGAGUAACAAGAUCAAAUGCAACAUUUUUUAUACUUGAAUAUUUCGAAUCCUAACUAAAUUAUUUAAUUAUGGUAAAUUGUAUAAUCAUAUUUUAAAUAAAUAAGUAUACAAAGCUAAAACAAUAUGUAUGUACAUAUUCAUGUAUUAUGGACGCAUACUAUAAUAAAGAAUUUUAUAUAUCCCCAGCUAAAACAAA